AUGAGCAAGAACAGCCACUUUCCAUGGUCUACCGCAGAUCGCUGUGAGCUGCAUUCCUCGGGCUCGCAGCCGGCCGCACUGGCCUGCGAUGAUGGGGAUGAGCAGCUCAGCCAGCCUGCAGAGCCUGCCAGCGGGAGAGCCAGCCCCUGGGAUGAUGCUCAGCCCUCUCGAGGAGCGGAGGGGGAGCGUGGGGGCCAGGGGGACGAACAUCUGGAAGCAGCAACAGAGCCGGGCGAGAGGCAGGGUGAGCAGGGACCGGGGACAGGCGCUGCCAGCGAGAGCAGCCGUGAGGAUGGGCCAGUGCUGGUGAACGGCGUGGACACAGAGCUGGCCGCAGGACGGGAGCAGACGCCGCUGCAGCAGCGGGACGGCAGUGUGCCCAGCCGAAGCAGCACAGAUUCGGGGGAGAGGGGCUCCCCCAGCCAGGAGAUACCUAGCGAGGCCCUCAGCAAGGAGCGGUGGCACGGUGUCCUGGGAUCCUCAGAAGCUCUGAGUGCUGACGAGCCAGAGGAUCAGCUCGGGUUUGCUUCUGGAGAUGCCAAUCUGAGCUGCAGUGAGGAUGACAAGGAACAUUUUCAAUUCAAAGACAUCAGGGAUGGGUUCAGCUCGACCUUUGAGAAGAUUGUUGAGUCUGACCUUAUGAAGGGUACAUACUACAGCAGCUUGGACUCUUUGGAUGUCCUCUCUCUCACAGACGAGACAGACAGCUGUGUCAGUUUUGAGGCCCCACUCACCCCAUUGAUCCAGCAAAGGGUCAAGGAAAGCCCCGAGCUCUUGGAGCAGAAACUGGUAGCCCAGCAGAGAGAAGCCCUUCACCAUAUGGCUGCUGAUAAGCAAGAGCAGGCAGCAGCAAAGCCAGCGGAGGGGGAUUUUGGAAGCCCUCUCAGGCACUCAAUUACCAGCAGCAGAUCAGAGAACGUGCUGAGCCGGUUGUCCUUGAAGAGUAUCCCAAAUGGGUUCCAUGUGGAAGGAUCAGGGGAAGAUACCACCAAGAUCAUUAACUCCAUCAGCGAUGCCAGCUUGAAAGAUGCACUAUCAGACUCUGACUCCGACAUGGGCAGCACAGAGCAGCUUGACCAGGGCAGCACGGACACCUUGGCGAAUGGCUGCAGGGCAGAUAGUGAGGCUGCCAAGAGGCUGGCCAAGCGUCUCUACAACCUUGAAGGGUUCAAGCGCUGCGAUGUGGCACGCCAGCUUGGGAAAAAUAACGAAUUUAGCAAGUUGGUAGCAGAGGAGUAUCUCAGCUUCUUUGACUUCACUGGCCUGACCCUUGACAAAGCACUCAGGACAUUCUUAAAAGCGUUCCCGCUGAUGGGAGAGACACAGGAGCGGGAGCGGGUGCUGAUUCAUUUCUCCCGGCGAUACUGCCACUGCAACCCAGAAGAGAGCACGUCCGAAGAUGGGAUUCAUACGCUCACCUGUGCCCUGAUGCUGCUAAACACAGACCUGCAUGGCCAU
Cariama cristata (Red-legged seriema) is the source of this 1458-nucleotide messenger RNA. RefSeq names its product PH and SEC7 domain-containing protein 2-like. The transcript is spliced from 6 exons. Gene Ontology annotation, molecular function: guanyl-nucleotide exchange factor activity. The record is from RefSeq and is a predicted model, not a curated record. Gene Ontology annotation, biological process: regulation of ARF protein signal transduction. Lineage: Eukaryota; Metazoa; Chordata; Aves; Cariamiformes; Cariamidae. The annotation marks the transcript as partial.